UAAAAAAAAAUGUCCAUUUUGUUGCGUGUGCACCUCUUACCAUAAAUUUGAGUCAGCACCAACGACAGCUCUGCAGUCCUUCUAUGUGGUACUGAUCAGGUGGUUGCAGAGCUUCAGCUCACAGCAACACAAUGCAGCUGAGCAGGCAAGCACAGCCCACAGCCAGAAACAGUUCCGACUCUCCAGCAUAAGACGACCUUUAAGCUUUAAGUUUCCCAGAGAAAAUGAGAUGCUGAUAUUGAAGACGACACUACGGCUUUGAUGGAAUAUCAGAUAUUGAAAAUGUCUCUCUGCCUGUUCAUCCUUCUGUUUCUCACACCUGGUAUUUUAUGCAUUUGUCCUCUCCAAUGUAUAUGUACAGAGAGGCACAGGCAUGUGGACUGUUCAGGCAGAAACUUGACUACAUUACCAUCUGGACUGCAAGAGAAUAUUAUACAUUUAAACCUGUCUUAUAACCACUUUACUGAUCUGCAUAACCAGUUAACACAGUAUACCAAUCUGAGGACCCUGGACAUUUCAAACAACAGGCUUGAAAGCCUGCCUGCUCAGUUACCUCGGUCUCUCUGGAACAUGUCUGCUGCUAACAACAACAUUAAACUUCUUGACAAAUCUGAUACUGCCUAUCAGUGGAAUCUUAAAUAUCUGGAUGUUUCUAAGAAUAUGCUGGAAAAGGUUGUCCUCAUUAAAAAUACACUAAGAAGUCUCGAGGUUCUCAACCUCAGUAGUAACAAACUUUGGACAGUUCCAACCAACAUGCCCUCCAAACUACAUAUCGUGGACUUGUCUAAUAAUUCUUUGACACAAAUCCUUCCAGGUACAUUAAUAAACCUGACAAAUCUCACACAUCUUUACCUGCACAACAAUAAGUUCACAUUCAUUCCAGACCAAUCUUUUGAUCAACUCUUUCAGUUGCAAGAGAUAACCCUUUACAAUAACAGGUGGUCAUGUGACCACAAACAAAACAUCACUUACCUACUGAAAUGGAUGAAGGAAACAAAAGUCCAUGUGAUAGGGACUCCAUGUUCUACCCAAAUAUCAUCUUUAAAGGAACAUAACAUAUAUCCCACACCUUCUGGAUUUACCUUGAGUUUAUUCACUGUAAGUGGGAUGCAGACAGUGGACACCAUUAACUCUCUGAGUGUGGUAACUCAACCCAAAGUGACCAAAAUACCCAAACAAUAUCGAACAAAGGAAACAACGUUUGGUGCCACUCUAAGCAAAGAUACCACCUUUACUAGCACUGAUAAGGCUUUUGUGCCCUAUCCAGAAGAUACAUCCACAGAGACUAUAAAUUCACAUGAAGCAGCAGCUGCAACUCUAACUAUUCAUCUCCAAGAUGGAAUGGUUACAAACACAAGCCUCACUAGCUCAACAAAAUCAUCCCCAACACCCAUGACCCUAAGUAUCACUAGUGGCAUGCCAAAUAAUUUCUCUGAAAUGCCUCAACAAAGCACAACCCUUAACUUACGGAGGGAAGAGACAACCACAAAUGUAAAGACUCGAUUACCUUCUGAGGCAAAAGCUUGGAAAGUAAAUGCUUCAUUUCUCUUAAUGCUCAAUGUUGUGGUCAUGCUGGCUGUCUGAGGGUCUGCAUUUUCUGAAUCUACUGAAAGCACUCCUCCCUGAUGUACAGUUGGGAAAAUAUGUCCAUAUCUAACCAGUGAUUCAAGCUAUAUUAAGUAUUCAAGAAAGCCAGUCUUAACAUUUCUGACUGUGAUGUAACUGAAGUAACUUGUCUUAAAUAAAAGAAAUGCACAAUGUCUUGGUACUUGCUGCUAUUUUACUGUCUUAAUUAAGUAAACUAAUGAGUUUCUUUUUAAAAAAAAAAAAAAAAAACAUUUUCUCUUUAAAGCUUCAAUUUACUGCACAAAAUAUAAAGCAUCUAAACUUUAAUAUGUAUUUUAUGUAUGUUUACACUGUCAAACAUCUGGGAAAAAAAUAAAAGGUCUAUGCUCGUAA
Callithrix jacchus (white-tufted-ear marmoset) is the source of this 1959-nucleotide messenger RNA. It is a transcript of the gene OMG, whose product is annotated as oligodendrocyte myelin glycoprotein. Gene Ontology annotation, molecular function: protein binding. Gene Ontology annotation, biological process: neuron projection regeneration. NCBI's taxonomy places the organism in Eukaryota, Metazoa, Chordata, Mammalia, Primates, Cebidae. The record is from RefSeq and is a predicted model, not a curated record.